Molecule: messenger RNA, 417 nt
Organism: Phytophthora infestans T30-4
Lineage: Eukaryota; Oomycota; Peronosporomycetes; Peronosporales; Peronosporaceae
Exons: 3
Coding region: 1-417 (138 amino acids)
Source: RefSeq, a predicted model, not a curated record
AUGACGAAGAUCCUCAUGACCAGCAUCAUGCUGGGCAAAGCGCUCGCGGUCUUCACGACCUCAAGCGCAGUUGUCGCGUACCGCGGGGACCGCGGGCAAUGUCGUGACAACAAGUGCCAGAGCGAUUUGUCAAGCUCGCUCGCCGCUGCUUCCAAUCUCGCUCCCAGAAGUUUGAGUCAAAGUGUACACAAGUGCAAACGGGAUCUUGGAACGUGGACCAAUGUUUGGUCCAAACAACAAGACCGAUGCUGGGCUCAGAUCGACGCCGGGAUCGACGGCCUGCUCGCCAGCGUCGAGAUUCUCGACUCGAGAUUACACAGAGCGAAGGCGCUGGCAAAAGUUGCAAGCCAAGAGUUCGCUCUCCGUUUGCAAGCACCCAGCCCCUCUCUAAAACCGAAAGAAGGCUUCCUGCAGUAA